UAACAUCACCAACGACUCGCACAUCACGCAAUUCCAACCAUUCAAAGCAAGUCCCAGAAGCCACCAUGUCUUCUCACACGUCGAGAAUACAUAUACCUUGCAUGUUCCAUCUCCCAGGACCAUGAGACUAGCACGCAACUUUGCCCUCUUCUCAAUCCUCCAACGAGCAUCAGCGGAGAACAUGACAUUCUCCCCCUUGCACCAAAUCCAGCAAUUCUUCUCCUCCAACAACAGCACACCCACCUCAAAUAAUAACAGUACGAAUAAUAACACCGCCAUGUCCCGCCUCGCCCCCGUACUGAGUAUCUCUCACGGCGGAGGCCCGCUGCCCAUUCUUGGCGAACCUUCACACCGCAACAUCACCGCCUCGCUCAAGAAAAAGGUGCCCGCGAUACUCAAACUCGGCACCCCGCAGCAACCCCGAGCUAUCGUCUUGGUGACAGCGCACUGGUCGACGGCGAAAGUUACGAUAAGUAACAAGGAGAAACCUGGGCUACUCUACGAUUACUACGGCUUUCCACCUGAAUCGUACGAGCUGAAGCACGAUGCGCCAGGGAGUGCAGAAAUAGCGAAGGAGGUAGAGAAAGCCUUGAAAGAGAAGGGCGUGGAGUGUGCAUUAGACGGGGAGAGAGACUGGGACCACGGCGUUUUCAUCCCCAUGAUGCUCAUCGACCCCAAAGCCUCAAUCCCCCUCAUCCAAGUCAGCGUGCUCGCCUCGGAAAACCCCGCUCAAAGCUACGCCAUCGGACGCGCUCUACACGCUCUCCGCGCGCAGAACAUCGCCAUCGUUGGUUCCGGAUACGCAACGUUUCAUAACCUGCGCCUUAUGUUCUCGCCCGUCUCAUCGACGCCACAGUUCAAGCAGGAGAACGUGAAAUGGAGCGAUGCGGUUACCGAUGCAGCGAUGACAGACGACGUGGAAGAAAGAGCGCGUAAGUUUGAGGACUGGAGAAAUUGGCCUAAUGCCUGGCAGAUGCAUCCUAGAGGUGGUGCGGAGCACUUUUUGCCGCUGAUUGUUUGUGCGGGCGCGGCGGGCGAGACGCGGGGGAGGAAGUAUUCGGAUGAGAUUAAUGGGUUGGAUAUGUGGAGUUAUUAUUGGGAUGAGGCGUGAGGGGAGUGUGAUGGGAGGAUUGUGGGCAGUGUGAUUAGGUGAGGAAAAGUUGUGUUGGAAUUGGGGGAAGAAAUGGAAAUGUGAAUAAGAAUUUGGAUCUCAU
Messenger RNA from Dothidotthia symphoricarpi CBS 119687, 1214 nucleotides. RefSeq names its product Extradiol aromatic ring-opening dioxygenase. The record is from RefSeq and is a predicted model, not a curated record. NCBI's taxonomy places the organism in Eukaryota, Fungi, Ascomycota, Dothideomycetes, Pleosporales, Dothidotthiaceae. The coding region runs from base 278 to 1111 and encodes 277 amino acids. Gene Ontology annotation, molecular function: ferrous iron binding; oxidoreductase activity, acting on single donors with incorporation of molecular oxygen; zinc ion binding. The transcript has 3 exons.